AUGCAUGGGUUUACAAGCACUUUUCUGGUAUUUCUGUGCACAUUUUUGAAAGCAGAUAGUUUGUUAUUCCACGGACAAACCAACACUACCUCAGCACCUAAUGGACAUUCUGAUCCUGAUGCAUACAAACAACUUCAACAAAUUCUUCAUUUGGAGACAGUGUUAAAUUCUGUAAUAAUGGAUCAAAAACAACAAAUUUUAAAAAAUCGGCAAUUUGAACAACAGCAAAAAUUAUUAGAGGAAGAGAUUCAGAUUUUGAAGCAAUGGAAUCAAACAGCCCAAAUGAAGAUAUCAUUUUUAGAAAACGAAAACAAAAUUUUGAAGGAAAGGCAAGACAAUUUGAAUUCUUCAUCCACUUCACCUCAAGAUAAUUUGUCAUCAGAAGACUUAAAAAGGAUGGAGAACAUCUUAGCUACCAAAAUAGAGCAGAGAGUUAAAGACCGUGAAGAAAAAAUGAUGAAGAAUAUGUCUGCCACAAUCAAGGGCCUGGAACUCCGAGACCGGUAUUUAUCACUCUCUCUGUUGGAUGUACACAGCAACAUGUCAAUUCUUGAUCACACUCUUUCUAAGCUCAAGCAACAGCAGGAGACAAAUGGAGGGCAACAGAAUAUGACAAUACAAAACUUAUCACUUUCUCUGUUGGAUGUACACAGCAACAUGACGUCACUCAACCACACUCUUUCCAAGUUCAUGAAACAACAGAGGACAAACGAAGAGCAACAGAAUAUGACAAUACAACACUUGUCACUUUCUCUUCUGGAUGUACACAACAACACAGCAAGAUUAUCGGCUUCUCUUUCUAAUUUGGACAUGCAAAUGAAGAGAGAGAUCCAAACACUAACAAAUUCACAGCAAAAUGGCAUUUCAAAACUGAACAAUACAAUUAUUCAUCUUAAGAAUCGUGCUCAAUCCAAUGUGGCUUUUACAUCUGGAAUCGUAGGAGAGUAUGAUAAGCAACAUACAUAUAAAGUAAAGGCUGGAGUCAUGGCUUGGAAUUCAUUAUCUGUUAAUGUCCACAUAUCAGCCUCCAACCUUGUUGUCCACCAGUUACAGGUGGGGGACAGAGUCUGGAUACAAGUUCAUGGUGGUACUCAUCUGUACUCAUUUAUUCCAGAUACAACCUUUUCUGUCAUCAUGAUCAAUGGAUCAGAUUAA
Molecule: messenger RNA, 1155 nt
Organism: Saccostrea cuccullata (small rock oyster)
Lineage: Eukaryota; Metazoa; Mollusca; Bivalvia; Ostreida; Ostreidae
Exons: 3
Coding region: 1-1155 (384 amino acids)
Molecular function (GO): protein binding
Source: RefSeq, a predicted model, not a curated record